This is a messenger RNA of Oryza sativa Japonica Group (Japanese rice), 841 nucleotides long. RefSeq names its product glycine-rich cell wall structural protein 2-like. Lineage: Eukaryota; Viridiplantae; Streptophyta; Magnoliopsida; Poales; Poaceae. The record is from RefSeq and is a predicted model, not a curated record.
UAAUCUUCUCCUUAGCACUCACAACUCAUCACAUCCAAAGUACCAUAGCAAGUAGUUUCACAAUGGCUAGCACUAAGCUAGUAGCUCUUGGCUUCGUUGUUCUCUUGAGCAUGGGACUGGCCAAUGCCGCAAGGGUGUCUAGAUACUCGAGUUCCGACGGAAAUGGCAGCGGAGGGGGAGGGGGUACUGCGUAUGACAAUGGUGGUGCCGCAGGGUCUGGGAGCGGUUAUGGCGUCAGUCAGGGUGGUAGUAAUGGUGCCCAUGCAACUGCUGGAGGGAGCGGCGGCGGCGGUGGUUCUAGCCAAUAUGGUGGAUCGGCAUAUGGUUCUGGAAAUGGCUCAGGCUCAAGCUCUAGUCAGACUAGCAAUGGGGAAGGAGGUUAUGGUGGUGAGUCCGAUGCCGGUGGUGGUGGCGGUGGAGGAGGACAAGGACAGGCUGGAGGAUAUGGUUCAACUGGUAGUGGAUCUGGUAGUGGAUCUGGCUCUGGUUAUAGCAAUGCUAAUAAUAAUUGGUAUGGGUCAAGUGCGGGAGCGGGUGCUAGUGGUAAUGGUGGAGGCAAUGGCAAUGGUGAAAAUGGCGGGAAUGGUAGUGGUGCAGGAGGUGGGUCUGGGUAUGGUAAUGCCUCUCCAUAAUUACCUUUAUUCAAUCAGUUCAAAGUUGGAGCCCAACUAAUAGUGUUGAAUCCGUGUAUUUUUAUCGUACUUGUUAUGUCUACUUGGUAGCUACAAAUAAAGGGCUCUGUUGCUUUCGAAGAUGUACCCCUGUACUUGGUAGAUUGUGUCACUUUACUCGGUUAUUUAUCAUAAUGAAAAAUACUUGUUCUACACAUGAACUUUUUCAA